Molecule: messenger RNA, 8813 nt
Organism: Heterotrigona itama
Lineage: Eukaryota; Metazoa; Arthropoda; Insecta; Hymenoptera; Apidae
Source: the annotation of a GenBank genome assembly
AGGUCUGAAAGACGAUCAUCGAAGCAGAUCGACCUGUUUUCGUCCGUGAAAACAUCAGCUGAGUGUAUUGGUGUUCAGGUUAAAAAGCUGGAAGCGCUGUUGGAAAGAUUCGGUCGAACGGGCGAUCGUUGGCAGAGGCUGGACCAAAUAUUAAAGUCGAAACAUAGUGGAGCCGUGGUUCGCAAAAAGUACUCGUGGCGACAAGAGCAGGGACAACGUAGAAAUAACGAAGAUAUCGCGCAAGGGUGGAAUAUAUGCUGUGGGCGUCCCCCGAAAAAGCGGGGGCACUUGAUAGCCGCAGAAAUUGGGCUCAUCGCAAGUAAAUAUCAAUCACCGUCGUGUGGCAAAAGGACGUCGUUCUCAAGUCGUAGUAGUGACGCGAGUUCGGUUGCGAUUGGAAUCGAGCAACUACAUCAGCAAAAUUUGCUCGAGCAAAGAUCAUCCGUCCCUGACGAAAAUAAUCAGUUCAUCGAACGGCAUCAGUCAAUUUUUGCUCGAAACUCAUUUGCAGUUAUACCAGUUAAAUUAACUUCAGAAGUAACCUCGACGGCGGAAGCCGCCUCCGAGGUUCCCGGCGCAAUCAAGACGACCAUCAAUAUCGGCAUUGCGAUGAACCACGUUAACGAUCAGGAAAAUCUUAAACAGCUCAACCUGGCACCGGUUCAGGUUAAUGAAGUCGAGGAAAUGGACACACAGGAGGGAGAAACACCAAAUGAUGGUGGAGGAGAUGGCAAUGAUACUAGUCCUAUGAAUGGAGAAUCAGAAUUAGCUUGUAUAGUUCAAGAUCAAGAAAUGGAGGAAGACGAAGCAAGAUCAGAGGCCACAUUUCGUUAUACAGUGGAAAAUCUUUCUAAAAUGAAGGAAACUCAGUUAUCUCCACCAUGUUAUGUUCGUAACUUACCAUGGAAAAUAAUGAUAAUGCCUAGGUCAAGUCAAACACAAGAUAGAGGCCCUCAAAAGUCUCUUGGUUUUUUCUUACAAUGUAAUGGAGAAAGCGAAUCAUCGUGGAGUUGUUAUGCAGUUGCAGAUCUUCGAUUACUUUCUUGUAAAGAAGGACAGGAACCAUUUAAUAGAAAAAUUCAACAUCUCUUCUAUAGUAAAGAAAAUGAUUGGGGAUUUAGUCACUUUAUGACAUGGCAGGAUGUCCUGGAUCCUGAAAAAGGUUUUAUCAAAGAUGAUUCUAUUACACUUGAGGUUCACGUUAUGGCUGAUGCUCCACAUGGUGUCAGUUGGGAUAGUAAAAAACAUACAGGAUUUGUAGGUUUAAAAAAUCAAGGUGCUACAUGCUAUAUGAAUUCUUUGCUUCAAACUUUGUAUUUUACGAACCAGUUACGUAAAGCAGUUUAUAAAAUGCCAACAGAAAGUGAUGAUUCUAGCAAAAGUGUUGCUUUGGCUUUACAAAGGGUAUUUCAUGAAUUACAAUUUUCUGAUAAACCAGUAGGUACAAAAAAGUUAACAAAAAGUUUUGGUUGGGAAACAUUGGAUUCUUUCAUGCAACAUGAUGUACAAGAAUUUUUACGAGUGCUUUUAGAUAAGUUGGAAAGUAAAAUGAAAGGUACAUGUGUAGAGGGUACAGUGCCAAAAUUAUUUGAAGGAAAGAUGGUAUCAUUUAUCAAAUGUAAAAAUAUUGAUUAUAAAUCAACUAGAGUUGAAACUUUCUAUGACAUACAGUUAAAUAUAAAAGGAAAGAAAAAUAUUUAUGAGUCGUUUAAUGAUUAUGUGAGUACUGAAAGUCUGGAUGGUGAUAAUAAAUAUGAUGCGGGAGAAAAUGGAUUACAAGAGGCAGAAAAGGGUGUUAUUUUUUCAUCCUUCCCACCAGUGUUGCAUUUACAUUUAAUGCGAUUUCAAUAUGAUCCGGUUACAGAUUGUUCUGUGAAAUUUAAUGAUAGGUUUGAAUUCUAUGAAAAAAUAAGUCUUGGCAAAUAUUUGCAAAAUAAAGAAGCAACAAGUGCAGAUUACACGUUGCAUGCAGUCUUAGUUCACAGUGGCGAUAAUCAUGGUGGACAUUAUGUUGUAUUUAUCAAUCCAGCUGGUGAUGGAAAAUGGUGCAAAUUCGAUGAUGAUGUCGUCUCAAGGUGUACAAAACAAGAAGCUAUUGAACACAAUUAUGGCGGUCAAGACGAGGAUAUGUCUAUAGCUGUGAAACAUUGCACGAACGCCUAUAUGUUGGUAUACAUAAGGGACUCUGAGUUGGAAAAUGUCUUACAAGAAGUCAAGGAAGAGGAUAUACCUCAAGAGGUCAGAAACGUCCUACAAAGAGAGCUUUCCCAGGAGUUGAGCGACCUUGAACGUGACAAAGACGCGACUGACACAAUCAAAGACUCACAUACAGAGACUACGACUCUUCGUCCGUGCACGCAAAAUUCUCGAAAUCCAAAUCUCUAUAUUCAUGAUUUUUAAAAAAGUGAAAAGAGUUGUAAAUUGGUUGAAUUCUUUUCCAAAAAAAUUUCCUAUUUCUUAAAUAUGUUUUGAGCUAAUUAGCUCAUAGCAUAUAAAAUCAUCAAAUUCAUAAAGCAUUACAUCAAGUUAAAUACAAAGAUGAAAUGAGUUUAAUAACAUAGGAACGUAUUUGAAUAGAUUCAAUAUUUUGGAUAUGUAAAUUAAUCAGAAAAUAAUAUCUACAAAUUAAAUUUAAUAAAUUAAUAUUUUUUUUAGCACCUAUACAUACAUAUAUAUAUUUUCAAAUAUUUGUUAUAAAAUUUCUCUUAAUAUUUUUUAAUAACCAGAAAUUUAUAGCGUUAUCAGCUACAGGCUGUUGUAUCACCAAAUGUUGAUAUUGUAUACAUUGUGUCCAUUUUCAGGUAUGACAUGUUGCAUGUAAUAUGUCACACUUAUGUGACUUAAAGUGUUACGCGCCCAUUACUUUGCUGAUAUUUAUUAUAUAUUUAAAAAAUGAAAGAAAAAAAAGUAAUUCAUUACAUUAUAAUAUCAAAUUGAUAAGAUGUUUCGUUUGAAUAUGACAGUUGAUCGAUACAAAAUAUUGCAUUGCAAUUAUCAAAAAUAUCAGUAGAUUUUUAUUAAUUAGUGUUAUAUAGAGAUUUGUUUUAUUCAAAUGAAAGUAUUUUUACCUUUUUGACAGAGGAUUUUUUUUGUAUGGACGAUUGAGUCAUGUAAAAAUGAAAUCUUUGUUGAUUCUUUUAAUUUAUUUUUUUGUUACUUAAAAAUUUUAUAUUAAUUGUAUAUUAGUUGACUGAAGGUUGAACAGCUAUAAUUAAUGUACGCGUUGCACUUCAGGUACUAUACAAAAAUUGAAAUCGGGUUGACAUAAAAUCUGAUUAUUAGGCUAUUAUCAUGAUGAGCCUUAGAAUCGUUUUGAAAUGUUUAUUGUAAUAAAUAUUGUAUGAUAUUACACCUAAAAAAAUAAUUGUAUUGUAGUAUUCUAAAGCUUUGGGUAACAAAUGCACAGACAUAUCGCAGAAUAGGUUGAAAAUGUGUGAAUAAUUAUAACAAAAAUACAGGCAAGAAAGACUUAUUAGUUAAUAGAGUGAGAUUAAUUGAAUAAUUAGAAUGAAAUUAUUCAAAAUCUGAUUUAAAAUAAUGAGUUUUGACUCAUGAAAUAGAUAAUGCUAUGGAAAAAAGAAAAAAUGAACAAUAAGUAGGAUUUAUUAAUGUCUGCUUCUUCCUUAAUACGUCUUCUACGGUGUAUUUGUUAUUUAAUGAAGAUCGUUUAGUGAGUGAGGUGAAAUGUGAUUUAUAUUAUCAAAUUUAUGAUUUUCAUGAAUUAACACUUUGAAUCAACGUUAAUAAUAAAAUUAGAAUAUUGAACCUUAUAAUGAGGUUUGAAUCAAUUAAUCGAGUCGUUAAUUCAUUAAAUUUUGUCAAUGUUCAUAGUCAGUACGAUCAUCAACAGAUGCUAUCUAUUUAUUUGUUGUUACAUAUUAAUAAAUAGAAAAAAUUCAAUGCCUCAUGAACAAAGUGAAUAUUCCAUAAUAAUUAUAAAAUACCUAUAUAUAUUAUUCUUUAUUUUAGACAUAAAAGAAAUGAGAAGAUAUAGAAUAAAUUACUAAAUAUUAGAGAAUUUUGAACAUUAAAGAUUAUAUUAGUUAAUUUAUUAUCGUUUUUAUUUUUUAUUUCUUAAAAAUGUAGCUGUGUAAUUAUUUAAAAAAUCUGUAUAACAAUAAUUCAAAAUGUGAAGCAUCUCCACGCUACUAUAGUUAUACAUUACAUUUUUAUUAUUAUUUGGCAUUAAUGAUGGUCACAGUUUUGAUAUGUAUUUAUAGCACACAGGUAUGAUGAUCUGAGAUACUGAUUAUUAAUAUUAUAUAAUUCUUAGUUUCAAAGAAAUAUAUAAUAUAAAAUUGUGUUUUAUAUUUCAACCAACCAAAGUUCAAUAGUCAAAACGAAAAUGAACAUUUAAUAGAUUUCGUUUAAUCAGCUAUUAAAACAUUCAUUAAAGCAUCAUCUCUGUGUAAAAAUUUACUAAUAUUUUAGAUAUUUUUUAAUUGUCUACAUUAAUUAUCUACAUUAAUUUGAAGUGUGUUACAUAAAACCAUCAUUCACAGCUGAAUAAUUUUCAUUGUGUAAUUGUUUGACUUAGUAGUUUGUAUUGCGGCAGAUGAACAAAAUUAAAAUUAUAUAAAGGACAAAACAAAAUUCAUUCUUUUGAUGUUUCGAAUACUAUCUGUUCUCGAAUCUCAAAAGCAUGAUACAAGUACGCUGCUUUUCUAAAAGUUUAAAUUUUAGAAGACAGAUGAAGAAAAAUUACCAAUGAGAUGAAUUUAGUACACAUAUGGAUAAUUUUAAUUUUGUUGGUCUAGCUGGUGGAGAGGCUGCAAGAGGAGAAGAGGCUGGAACAAAUACGAAGAAAGGAAAGAACAGAAGCAUACUUGUAUAUAACCGUCAACGUCCUUCUUGAGGAUAAUUUUGACGGUCACCAAGGGAAUGACUUGUAUGAUCCAGAGCAUGCUUUGUAUCGUGUAUUUCGCGUACGUAAGCAGUGUACCUUGCACGAGUUUCUCGAAUUGCUGAGUGAUAGCUUGGUAAGUGUUGACAAAUUUUUCAUGCUAUUACUCUCAUCAUUAAAAUGCUAGUAUCGAUAUUUUAUUUUAUCGAUAUUUUAAAUUAUUUCAUACUGAAAUAUUGGUGUGACUUCAUAAUAUGUGCUGCUAAUUCGUUACAUAUUAUAUUGUGAUCAUUUACGAACACGGUAGGUGAUUAAAGAAACUGUAUUUAAGAGUGAAAUAACUAUUCUAUCAAAUUAAAAAAUUGUUAUAAAUAACUAAUUUGAUGGGAUUUUUCUUCUGCAGAAAUAUCCAAUAGAACAAAUUCGUUUAUGGCCGUUGAAUGUACGUUCAAACCAAACUUGUAGACCAAUGCCAAUUGAAUUAGAAAAUGAUCUCCAAAAAUCAAUUUACCAAUGCGCAGAGAAUCCGAAUGUUUGGAAUGUGUUUGUUGAACUUGUUCCCCCAGAUUCUGACCUGACAGCAUUACCACCUUUCGAUAAAGACACUGAUGUUUUGUUAUUUUUUAAAUUGUAUGAUCCCAAGAAUAAGAAGAUUCAUUAUUGUGGACAUCAUUAUAUGCCUGUCACAGCUAAAGUCCAGGAACUUAUACCAAUCUUAAAUGAAAGAGCUGGUUUUCCACCUGAUACAGAAUUGGCUCUCUAUGAAGAAAUCAAGCCAAACUUGGUAGAAAAGAUAGACAAUUUAACAGAGCCAUUGGAGAAAGUUCUUGAGGAAUUAAUGGAUGGAGAUAUAAUUGUUUUUCAAAAAGAAGGCGACAAUCAAAUGUAUGAGCUUCCAACAUGUAGAGAAUACUUCAAAGAUCUAUUUCAUAGAGUAGAAGUUACAUUUUGUGAUAAAACAAUUCCUAAUGAUACUGGUUUUACCAUGGAACUUUCAUUAAGAAUGACAUAUGACCAAAUGGCAAAAGCUGUGGCACAGAGACUUGGUACAGAUCCUUAUCUUCUACAAUUCUUUAAAUGUCAAACUUAUAAAGAUUCACCUGGACAUCCAUUAAAAUGCACAUUUGAAGGUUCAUUGAAAGAUUUAGUUUCUUAUUGUAAACCUAAAGCGAAAAAGUUAUAUUAUCAGCAGCUUAGUAUUAGAGUAAAUGAACUUGAAAACAAAAAGCAGUUCAAAUGUAUAUGGGUUGGUCCAUCUCUUAAAGAAGAGAAGGAAAUUAUUCUUUAUCCUAAUAAAAAUGGAACAGUAGCAACAUUGCUAGAAGAAGCUAAAAAACAAGUAGAAUUAUCAGAAAACGGAUCUGGAAAAUUAAGGAUAUUAGAAAUUAAUUCUAGUAAACUUUCACCUGGUCCGAGAGAAGAUGUACCUUUAGAUAAUCUAAAUACAUCUGGCACAAAGUUAUACAGGAUAGAAGAAAUCCCAAAUGAUGAAUUAAAUUUAGCAGAAGAUGAAAUGUUGGUUCCUGUUGCACAUUUUCACAAAGAUAUUUUUUCAACAUUUGGUAUUCCCUUUUUCUUUAAAAUUAAACACUUUAAGUUCGCGGUGGUGACGAUGGGUAAACCACACUUCAUUAUGGACUCACCAGAAUAUUGCAUGGAUCUUGCGGAUUUCCGUAUGCAUCCAAAUCAAAUUUAUCCACUUUUAAACGCAGGCACAUCGCCACUUAGGCCUUGGCUUGGCCUAGAACACGUCAACAAAGCGCCAAAGCGCUCUCGUAUCAACUACCUCGAAAAGGCCAUUAAAAUUUACAAUUAAAUUUUCAUCAUAUGAAGAAGAAUAAAAUUAGGCAGUCACUCAUAUAAUUUAUACGACUCUAUAAGAAAGCGAUACACGAUGGUUGGAAAUGCGUUUAUGUAUUCGGUUCUUCAACCAGAUAGUGCGCGGUUUUAAUAUUAUGAUCAUGUUAACGAAAGAUAAAUCUACGCUUUGUAUACGAAGGAUUAACAGACUGUAACGAACAUGCAAUGAUACUUUAUGCAUCAUGGAAGUUUUCUCUUUCAAAUCGACAGGGAUUUUACGUAAUGGCUGGAUCGAUGGUAUGUAUUAGUGAUUGAUUUCACUAUAUUGCAACAACUUAAAUUAAAUACUCCUUGAUUAAAUACUUCUAUCUAUGAAAUUUGUAAAUAUUUUGUCACUUGAUGAUUGUUAUUUAACAAAUAUUUUUGAAAGCAGUAGCAUUGCUUUUGAAUUUGUCAAGAGCAACAAUUUAUUUAAAUGCAUAUUUUAUUAUCAAGUAAAGGAAUUGUAAUUGCAAAAUCUUGAGAAAAUUCUUGUCAGUAAAUAGGAAGGUAUUUACGAAUAUAGUCUAUACUUUUAGCAAAUUAUAAUUUUUCCUAAAAUCUUGAUUGUUUGAUCUUGCCACGUAAAAUCUUUGUAACUGAAUAUAACAAAGCCCAAAGAAACACUAUGUACUGUUCUACGUGAUGUGUAAUACUUAACGCCCAUUAUCAGAAAAGAAUUGUCUACAUAUUCCUGUUUUUGUAUUAUAUUCAGGAUGUUUGAAACGCAGACUUACAAUCACCUUUUGUAAUCUUAGUUUCUCCAUAUUCCUUUGCAAAAUAAUAAGACAUUAACAUUCUAUUUGCAGAUUCACUUCUUAUGACAUGCAUCCUUAUCGAAAAUGUAAUUGCUGUAUUUUAAUUGAAGAAAAAUGUAAUUAAAUAGCAUGGAUACUGUUGCAUAACAAAAAUGAUUAUAAAAUAUUUGCAAGAUAAUCUUUAAGUAAAAUUUUUAAUUUGCCUUCCAAACACCCUGGAACUUUUUAUGUUUGAAUAUUUUUUUUUUGUGUGUGUGUUUUAUGCGUCUUUUUCUAUAUAUUUUACUGAGAUUCUAUGAAAUUUUGCAAAUAUGUAACAGUAGUUUAACAUAUUAAUGAAGUAGUUUCAAUUAUAAUAACAAAAAAAAAAAAUUGGAAAGAAUGCGUUAAUAUGGCGAAUGUUGAAUUCAUUGCGCUAUAAACAGAACUAUGUGGAAUCUAUUGGAAGAUAAAAAUUGUUUAAAAGAAAAGGCCAUUUGACAAUUUCAUUGAGUCUUUUUUCGUCUUAUUAAAUGUUAUUUCAUAGUUUUGUCCUUUUAUUUUUUAUUCUCUGCAUACACUCUUUGCACGAUAACUUGCCACGAUAUUAUUACAUGAUUUCCUAUUAUUUAUGAAUCAUCUUUUAUUCAACAUUUUCUCCUUAACUGUGAUUAAAGUCUUUCUUCGAAACGUUUAAAUCCAUGGCUCCACAAUAUCUAAAAAUAUUAUUAAAUGUUAAAGAAAGAUGGAGCAAUUUAUUCGAUUUAUUUAAUAAAUAAAUUCUUUUCUAAGGAAUUAGUUUGUUGCAAUUAUUAAAAUACAAAAGAAAAAAAACAGAGUUUUAAAAUUUAAAAUAAAAACUCUUGAAAUAAGUCAAGUUAAUGAUUUUAAUUCAAGCUAAUUAGCUGUUAGUCUAUUAGGAUAAUAAAUUGCUGUAACUCAAUUGGAAUGACAAUUUAUAUUAAGUAUAUAAUUUAAAGAAAUACGUCAAAUGUAGAUCUUACAAUGAGUAAUGUAUUAUUCAUGUCACGUUUUCUAGAGUGCAUUUCAACAUCGACAAAUAAUUAUGACUCGGUAAUAUAUAAGAAAUUUAUGCGAUGUGCAGUAAUAUUUACGAAGACUGGACAUGCUAGUUAUGAAGAUUGCAAUAUUUUGUAAACCUACACAUGUACAGCUAGUUUGACUAAUUACAGCCGUAAUUUUAACCAUGUAUAUGCUUUCAAAUAUUUCGUUGUAAACAUUCAAUUUACAAUCGCUUUGUUCUUGAGAAUAAUUUUAAUAUAUGUUCUGCUAAAAAAUAUAGAUUAAGAAAUUCUUAAAUAAUAUAACUCAUUAUAUAAUUAGAAAUAAGCAUUCUUUUCUUCUUUCGUUUUUCUUUGUUUUUUUUUUUUUUU